Molecule: messenger RNA, 825 nt
Organism: Monoraphidium neglectum
Lineage: Eukaryota; Viridiplantae; Chlorophyta; Chlorophyceae; Sphaeropleales; Selenastraceae
Exons: 1
Source: RefSeq, a predicted model, not a curated record
GUGCUGCGGUUCGUGCUGUCCCCCGAAGCGAAGGACCUCCGCCCCCUCCUCGUCUCCUGGCUCUCCACUGGCGCCGACCUGCUCCUCCGCGACCGCGCCCGCAAGGCGCUCGCGCUCGCGCCCUCCCUCGCGCCCCGCCUGCCGCUCCUCGGCGCGCUGCCGCUGCCGCCGGCGCCGCCGGUGUUCGUGCCCGGGCUCGGGCUGAUCGGGCUGCAGGCGGCGGUCGACCUUCUGGCGCCGCCGCUGGAUGCGGAGGAGGGCGUGUAUUUGCAAUCCCUUAUCGAGCUCGCCGGCGGCGUUCUCGGUGUCCCCGCGGCCCAAUUGGAUGCCCCUGACGCAUCCCUGCUUUUCGGCCUGUUUGCCAACCCCGGGGACCAGACUCGCGAGCUCGCGGCGGCGCUGCAGGCCGUCGCCGGCGACGCAGAGAGCGGCGCCGCGGCGGCGGCGGUGGCGGCGGACGUGGCGGAUGCCGUCGCGGGCGCGCUCGCGGCGCGCGCGGGGGUGCCGGUUGACACGCUCUUCCCGCUGCGCGCGCCGGUGCUCGCGCGCGUGCGCGCGCAGCUGCCGACGCCGGCGCAGAGCCCUGCGGGCAGCAUGAUGAGCUUUGAGGAGGCGGCUGAUGGCAACGUUGAGAGCGGCGCCGACGCGCGGCCCGCGGCGGCGGCGGCGGCGGCGGCGGCGGCGGCCGGGGCCGGGCAGCGGCCGCAGGGGCGGGAGCAGCAGGGGGAGGCAAAGGGGCAGCCGCGGCAGGUGGCGAUGCGGGAGCUGUCGGUGACGUCAUCGAUGGAGGAAACAGAGGUGGUGGAGGUGCCCGCGCGGCGCUGA